AUGGAAAUGGAUACACCUCUCCUCCGUCCCUCAACCGCAACCUCUACACAGACCUCCUCGACUUAUUCUUCCACCACCAGCUCCACCCACCGUAGCUUCAAUUUCAGCCGGAACAGACCCCUCUCCACAUCAAACUCAUACGCUUCAUCACACACCCUCUCAUCUCAUACCUGUUCUCCUCCCCGUCCCAACUCCUCAAGUACCCUCUCACGCACACGAUCUCUCUGCGCGAAACUCAACACCGAAGUGCAGUUUAUGAAAAUGAAGUUGUCGACGCGGGGAAAGAAGGAGAAGAUGAAGGGGAAUGGGAGAUGGGUUAGGGUCGAAGGGGAGGGAGAGAGUGAGAGGAGAGUGGAGAUGGUGUGGAGGAGGGUGGAUGGGGGGCAGGGGAUGAUUCCUUAUGGGGGGGUGGGGAGGGAGAGAUUUGAAUGA
Messenger RNA from Botrytis byssoidea, 432 nucleotides. RefSeq lists its product as uncharacterized. NCBI's taxonomy places the organism in Eukaryota, Fungi, Ascomycota, Leotiomycetes, Helotiales, Sclerotiniaceae. The record is from RefSeq and is a predicted model, not a curated record. The coding region runs from base 1 to 432 and encodes 143 amino acids. The transcript has a single exon.